Molecule: messenger RNA, 1530 nt
Organism: Oppia nitens
Lineage: Eukaryota; Metazoa; Arthropoda; Arachnida; Sarcoptiformes; Oppiidae
Product: putative inorganic phosphate cotransporter
Exons: 8
Coding region: 1-1530 (509 amino acids)
Biological process (GO): monoatomic anion transport; transmembrane transport
Molecular function (GO): transmembrane transporter activity
Source: RefSeq, a predicted model, not a curated record
AUGGCAAUGCUAGCAACAUUCAAUUUGUAUUUAUGCCGGGUCAAUUUGAGUAUAGCCAUAGUGGCCAUGUCCAAAUAUAAUAAAUCAUCAAGCAACAAUAGUAGUAAACAUGAUAGUAGUAGUAGUACUAGCGAUGCUUGUAAUAUAUUUGAUGACCAUGGUGAUAAUAAUAAUAAUAAUACAAAUAAUCAACAAAAUCAUCAUGGUGAAUUUGAUUGGUCGGAAUCAACACAGAGUCAAAUAUUGGGCGCAUUUUUCUACGGCUAUCUAGUGUUUCAAAUAGUUGGCGGACGACUGGCCGAACUGUUUGGCGCCAAAUGGUUGUGCGCUGCAGGUAUGGCAGUGUCGCUGAUGAUCAACGCCAUGACACCAUUGAUAGCCCGAACACAAAUCUAUUGGCUACUAGUGGCCAGUCGUGUAGUGCUCGGUAUGUUUCAGGCAUUCAUAUUUCCAGCGUUGUAUGCAUUGUGUUCUAAAUGGGCGCCCGAUCACGAGCGCAGUACUUUCCUAUCGUUUCUAUCAAUUGGCAGUAAUGUCGGCACCAUUGCAACCAAUGCCCUAUCCGGCUAUUUAGCUGAACACGGGUUUGCUGGCGGUUGGCCAUCGGUUUUCUAUGUAUCGGCAAUCAUAUGUAGCGCAUGGCUACUGAUAUGGACAGUGUUUAUACGUAGUGAUCCCAGAGAUCAGCCAUGUAUUACACACCGAGAGCUUCAGUACAUUGAAUCAAAUAUCGAUGCCAUAGCUGCUGCUGAUGCUGGUGAUGGUGAUGGUAGUAAACUAAAAAAACUACCGGUUCCCUGGUUGGCUAUAUUCAGAUCGAAACCAAUUUGGUCGAUAAUUAUAGUCAAAUGGUGUAUGUGUUGGAACUAUCAGCUAUUACUGUCAAAAUUGCCAUCAUAUUUGAAAACAGUAUUCAAGUAUCCCAUUGAACAGAAUGGUUUUAUAAACUCUAUGGUAUAUGUAGUGUUGACUAUCAGUAUACUAUUAAGUGGAUUAGUUGCCGAUUUUAUUGUACGCAAAAAAUUAAUUAGCAAAACAUUGUUAAGAAAAAUAUUUGAAUCGUUAGCUGCAUUUGUAUCGGCAAUAUGUUUGGCAGCCAUACCAUGGGCUCAAUGUAACAAUACUAUAGUAAUUGCAUUGAUUAUGAUUGGUAUGAUAUUUUUUGGUACUCAAGCUGGCGGUGAUAUAGCUAUAGUGUCAGAUAUGACCAACAAUUUUACGGCCACUGUGUUUGCCAUCGCCAACACCAUAGCAUUUACAUGCGGUUUCAUAACACCGCUGGUCAUCGGCUACAUUGUCGAGGCCAGUCCCGGCCAACCCCGUCGGCAAUGGAGUUAUAUAUUCUAUAUGUCGGCCGCCAUCAGUGUUUUGGGUGGCAUUGUAUUCCUGGUGUUUGGAUCAGCCGAUCGGCAACCAUGGGAUAGGGAUGAUGUGGUGGUGGUAGUGGUGGACGAGGAGGAGGUAAUAGUAGAGGACAGGCAUGUAGUAGUAGAAGAAGUCAUAGAUACUAACAGUGUAACCAAAAUUUGA